AUGGCUUUCAGCUCCAAAGGUCUCGGCCUCGGGCUCCUGGCAAUGGCCUCCAUCCUACAACAGGCGGCGGCGCGGGCUGCGCAUGCUGAGACUUCACUGAAGGGGGUCGAGCUUCCAAAUCGGACGAUUCGGGUCGGGUCGCAGCUCAUUUCGGUGCAGUGGUCCCCGGAUGGAGCGAACUUGGUCUCUGGCUCCACGGACACCAUGGUUCGUGUGUGGGAUGCCGCCACAGGCACGUGCUUGCAAACGCUCACUGGCCACAAGCAAAAGGUGAGCUCCGUGGCCUACAGCCCAGACGGCACCCACGUCGUUUCCGGAAGUUGGGACGCGACCCUCAAGGUGUGGGAUGCCAUCACCGGUAGGUGCGUGCAAACGCUCACCGGUCACGACAAGGCCGUAGCUUCCGUGGCCUACAGCCCGGACGGUUCUAAGAUAGUUUCCGGAAGUUACGACAACACCAUCAAGGUUUGGGAUGCCAGGUCGGGUGAGUGCCUGCGGACAUUGACCGACCACUCGUUCAUCUACUGCGUGGCCUACAGUCCGGAUGGCGCCCACAUCAUUUCAGGCAACUCCAACAAGACCGUCAAGAUGUGGGAUGUCGCCACCGGCGCCCUCUUGGAGACGUUCGCUGGCCACGCCAUGGCCGUCAGCUCCGUGGCCUACAGCCCGGAUGGAGCCCACGUCAUGUCCGGAAGUUGGGAUGGGACCAUCAAGGUGUGGGAUGCCGCCUCGGGCACCUGCUUGCAGACACUCACCUGUGGGGUCCUUUCAUCUGUGAACUCUGUGGCCUACAGUCCGGAUGGAGCCAACUUCAUUUCCGGAAGUGAGGACGGGAUCAUCAAAGUGUGGGAUGCCGGGUCUGGCACGUGCAUGCAGGAGCUGAACAGUCACGCCGGUAAUGUGACUUCCGUGGCCUACAGCCCAUAUGGCGCCCAGAUCCUUUCAGGAAGCAAUGACGAGUACUCGCAGGGGACAAUCAUAAUCUGGUACGCGCCGGUAAAGCUGCAGAGCUUCGUUUGA
Molecule: messenger RNA, 1020 nt
Organism: Symbiodinium natans
Lineage: Eukaryota; Dinophyceae; Suessiales; Symbiodiniaceae
Source: the annotation of a GenBank genome assembly